This is a messenger RNA of Micropterus dolomieu (smallmouth bass), 1091 nucleotides long. RefSeq names its product family with sequence similarity 166 member B (gene cimip2b). The record is from RefSeq and is a predicted model, not a curated record. The transcript is spliced from 6 exons. NCBI's taxonomy places the organism in Eukaryota, Metazoa, Chordata, Actinopteri, Centrarchiformes, Centrarchidae. Bases 150 to 1013 code for a protein of 287 amino acids.
AGUUGUGUCCAUGCACAAAAAGUUUCGGUGCACACUUCAGCACUUGACAUUGAGCUCCAUCAGUGAGUUUGUGUUUGAUUGUCUGUAGCAACCGGCAACCACCGCGGCGAGGGAGGCGACCUGCUUCUUCAGGCUUAAGCUGGAUCAAUAUGGAGAAAUAUGCCCCUACAUUUAGCAAAGUUUUGCUGACACCUGAUCCACAUUAUAUACCGGGGUAUGCAGGGUACUGCCCACAGCUGAAGUACAAUGUGGGGAAGUCUUACGGCCAGCUCACAGCCGAGCUGUUGACUAGUCCAGGGGUGAAACACUCCGAUCGUCUGGUCCUCCACACGGGUCAUGUCCCCUCCACAGAGGCUGACCUUGGUCUGACACAGAGAAACAUCCUUGACAGUAACUUGAAGAAGAUGAUACCAGGAUACACAGGUUUCAUUCCAAAAAGUCAGAACUACUUUGCCUGCAGCUAUUCUGAAACAUGCCGUAAAGCGCUGUCUGAGUUUUACCAGGAGGGGCGUUCAAAGAUCCAACGGCAAUCAACAGAUCUGCCAACUGUUGUCAACCACACCAGCCAACAGUUUGAAAGACCGAAACCCCCUUUGACGGCAAUCUCCAGUAAAGUGAUCUACGACAAGCCCUUGAAGUCCUUCACCCCCGCUGGAAAACCAUAUUUCAUGGAUGAUGAUAACCCGUACAAGUACUUUAUCUCAGGUUUUACAGGGCAUGUGCCAAAAUCCCGCUUCCUAAUUGGCAAAGGUUACCCCAUCACUACCAACCAGGCACUGAUCCAAUUUGGAAAGCAGCAGCAGAGUGACCCCACGUCCCAAGACAUCCCAAACAGGAAGGACAGUACAAUAACCACUCUUCCCACUAUCUAUCCAUCAAACAGAGGUGUGGUUCCGUCAUUCACAGGACACAUCCCAGGAUACCAGUUCAUGUAUGGACACACCUUUGGUCAACUUUCCCAGAACGCACUGGAAAAGAGUGGCAUCAAGAGGAUCCUUCAGGCAAAGUCAUGAAACCAUCAUACACUUCAAUAAAAUGAUCAUUAUUAGCAAGAUAAAGGAGUUGUGACACAAGUCAAAUAAAAGAACUUA